Messenger RNA from Arachis duranensis, 967 nucleotides. RefSeq names its product glycerophosphodiester phosphodiesterase GDPD1, chloroplastic. The record is from RefSeq and is a predicted model, not a curated record. Gene Ontology annotation, biological process: glycerophospholipid catabolic process. The transcript is spliced from 2 exons. NCBI's taxonomy places the organism in Eukaryota, Viridiplantae, Streptophyta, Magnoliopsida, Fabales, Fabaceae. Gene Ontology annotation, molecular function: phosphoric diester hydrolase activity. The coding region runs from base 138 to 455 and encodes 105 amino acids.
UUCUUUGAAUCAAAGCGACAAGAAAUAACAAACCUCUCUGCGAAAUUUCCCUGCAUCACUCUCCUCUUCCCUUCUUUUUUUUUUCUUUUUCUUUUUCCCUUUCUAUUCUUUCUUUCUUUCUCUCUCUUAAUUCUCUAAUGGCUCUCAAGGCCGUUCACGUCUCCGACGUCCCUUCCCUCGAUCACGUCACAGAGAAUGCCUCUUUGACCGCCUACGCCACCCGCUUCUCCAACGUGGAGAUGAAUCGGAGUGAGUUGAAGAUGCCGAAGUUUGUGGUGGUAGGGCACAGGGGACACGGCAUGAACCAGUUGCAGUCGUCGGAUCGGAGAAUGAGAGCCAUCAAGGAGAACUCAAUCAUGUCCUUCAACGCCGCUGCUGCUUUCCCUCUCGAUUUCAUCGAAUUCGACGUUCAGGUACCUCUUUUUCUUUCUAUUUUUGGUUUUUUCUUUUCUUAAUUUCGAAAUUAAAAAAAGGAAUGGAUGAAAUUCAACCAUGUGUUCUCGUGUUUUCUUUUUUUCUCUAUCUUUCUUUCUUUUUCCGGUGCCGCGCAAGCGGGGAACGAAACGACGCUCCCUCGCCGCGUUUUUCUCCAAUUUAAUAUAACACAUGCCACUCGUUUUCCUUAUUUCCCGUUUUGCCCCUGCAUUUUUCGCAUCGUGGCAUUUCCUGGAAAAUAGGCCAGAUUUAUUAUUUCUUGUCUUUUCUACAAAGAAACUACUGAAAGAAAAAGACGAAUAUACUUUUUUGUUUUUUUCCUUUUUUUUCUUUUCCGUGCGGUGUGGUAUGGGUUUUGUGCUCUAUCGCUUUCUAUUAAUCAGGUGGAUCGGUACUGAUUGGCUGCUUGUUUGUUUGUUUUUGUGUCCCCACUUUCGUGUGGGGAUUUUUUUUCUUUUAAAAUAUAAAAAUUUGACUUGGCUUAAGAAGUUGAAGCUGAAAUGAAGAACGAAAAAAAAAAAAAAAAACAAAA